CGAUUUCUGUUCCCGGCUAAUGAUUUUUGAUGAUUUCCAUUUCCGGCGAAUGAUUUUUUGGUGAUUUCCGUUUCCGGCGAAUGAUUUUUGGUGAUUUCCACUGCCGGCUAAUGAUGUUUUUGAGGAAUUUCCGCUCCCGGCUAACGGUUUUUGGUGAUUUCCACUCUUGGCUAAUGAUUUUUGGCUAACCAUUUUUUGGCCAUUUCAGCCACCAUUUUAGUCCCCAUCAGCUCGGCCAGAGAAAUGAAGAUGGAUCUAAUCAUCUUCCAGUGGAUGCAUCAGAAUUGACCAAUUUUGAAGACACGACUACAGCUUUUUCCAACUACAUUUUUCUCGUCCGUUUCUACUUCCCAGCGAUUUAAAUAAAGACAUAUUUGUCUUUUCCCAUUAAAAACCUCCAAGAAAAUUAACUAUAUAAUUUCCAUCUGGGUUGGUCUUUACCGGGGCGAACUCUUUGUUUUACACUCAACGGUUCGGACCGGCUCGGCGGGCGCGCGCGCACAGGAGCACAUGGCUCGUGUUGUUGUUGUUCCAGAAACCCACGUGAGCGCCGCGCGGCGCUUCCCACUGGCACGCGCGGGAGGGCUGAGCGGCGGGGAGAGGCCGUGGAAGCUCAGAGCCGCUCUGACAGUCAGCCGAACGGCAGCACAGCAGCGAAGCAGCCGCCGGAGCGGACACCCAGAGCGGCGGGCAGAGGCGGGACGCGCCCGGAGACUCUCUCCGGAUGGCCGGCGGUCGCGUGUUUCCAGUGUGGCGAGGCAUCGGCGCCGGCAGCAGCAUCAGCUGGAGCCAGGAAUGGAGCCGCUGCCUGAGGUGGGAGUUUGACAGCAGGGAUGGAGGACCCAGAAUCCCCGUCUUCGACUACCCCCUCUGGUUGGUCUUCUGCCGCGGAGGGCAAGCCAGGUUCAGGGAGGUGUGCCAGCGAGGGAGGGGGGCCAUCCGACUGCCCACCGACAUGCUGAGCUUCAAGCUUCCACAGCUCUUUGACAUCCACCAGGUGCCUAAGGUUUUCAGAGAGGAUGGGAUCAUCUCUGGAUAUCGUCACCCACGGAGCUCCGCCCUAGACUGCCUCCUCAGCAGCUUCCAGAUGAACAACGAGACCGUUAACAUCUGGACCCACUUCUUACCGACAUGGUACUUCUUGUGGCGGUUCUUCCUGCUCUGCUCCACCGUGAACUUCCUGAGCGACAGCUACACCUGGCCGCUGCUGGUCUACAUGCUGCUCAUCUGCGUUUACCCCUUCACCUCCUGCUGCGCUCACGUCUUCAGCACCAUGUCCCCAGAGUCCCGACACAUCUGCUACUUCUUCGACUAUGGAGCGCUCAGCCUCUACAGCCUCGGAUGUGCCAUCAGCUAUGGAUACUACGUGAUGCCGGACUGCUGGGUGAACAGCUGGAUCCAGCAGCAUUUCGUUCCCAUCGCCGUUGGAAACAGCCUGUUCUGCACCAGCAUGUCCUGCUACUCACGGUUCGUGGAGCUGCAGUUCCCUCAGAGGAGUAAAGCCUUGAGAACCGGCGCGUUCGUCGUCCCCUUCCUGUUCGACACGGUUCCUCUCUUCUACAGGGUCCUUCUUUUCUGCUGGGGAGGCUGCGGCAUGGGCGACGCCCUCUCCAACCACUGCUACCACCUCCUCUUCGCCUUCCUCACCUGCUUCCUGUUCACCGCUCACCUCCCGGAGAGGCUGGCCCCCGGGCGCUUCGACUACUUUGGCCACAGCCACCAGCUCUUCCACAUCGCCGCCGUGGUGGGAACCCACUUCCAGAUGGAGGGCGUCCUCGCCGACAUGGCGUCCCGCCGCCUGUGGCUGCAGACCCACAGCUCGGCGCCGUCCUUCCUCGGCACGGUUGGCACCCUCGUCCUCAGCUUCAUCCUCAACCUGGGCGUCAUCGCCGUGUUCAGCGCGCCGCUGCUGUGGAAGCCCCGCCCCGACUGCGGCCAGCAGCACACCCCCACCUGCGAGUGCAAGGAGCAGUGAGGGCGGGGCUUCCUUCACAUUCCAAAGGAGCUCCUGCUUUUUUUUCUGUGUUCGCCCAGAAGCCGAUGUCCCGUCUGCGGGUCGAAGGACGCUGCUGCUGCGUGUGCAGGAACUCCGUUUGUCCUCGGGGAGCGCCGCGAGCGUCCUCCUCCAUAAUCUGAUGCAGAUUGGAUCCGCGGCGCUUGAUUUUCAGACGUUUCUGAUUGCCUCCUCGUCAUGAUCUGCCCUCGGAGACGUCCAGCGAGGCGGUGAUUAAAGGACAGGCGCCACUUUUCUAACACCACGUUCCCAUGGUAACCCCCGGAGCCCCGGCGGCGUGGCGUUCCGGUCCAAACCUGUGUUUCAGUUUGACGGAAGGCUGAACGACUUCAGACCUUUUUGUGGUGCUUCAGGUUUAACACUAACCACUCAGUUCUAUGUUUACACUUCACACCAUAAGAAGUCCGAUGUUUUAUAUUUAUUUGCUGCUUUUGAAAAUGUUACAAAUGACAGAAUAAAAUGUCAUCCAAAAAACGAUUUUUGAUCCUAAAAAGGUGGAAGAACUUUAAACUAUUUACUUUAAAGCUGUUCAGGUCAAAAUGUUUGGGGAAAAUUUGGGGAAUAAUUUGGAUUUUGUUCCAUAAAAUGUGGAUAAUUCAAAGUGAGACGAUCUUCCACUUGUUUCUGGUGAAAGAUUCCUGUCAAAGUGGCUCAAUAGGAUGAAGUUUUCUCUGUUUUUUCAGGCCAGUGAUGGAAAACCGUCGGUGUUCGUACCAAACCCUACCUGUCUCAGUAACCAGCUGCUAACACACACUAACUAGCCAGUCAGAACGGAGCUACAUUCAGAGGGAAAAGCAGGUGAUCCGGUGGGAAAGAAGAGGUUUGGAAAGUGUAGAAUCACAGAAGAACUUUUCUUAGCAGUGUUUAGUCCAGAAUCUCCUCAUUUCUGAGGAAAACAUGGAGUUUUAUUCUGCAAUCGCUCAUAAAUCCUGACGGUGAACGGUGGAAACUCCGACAGUAAUCUGUGGAUUAGACGGCGUUUGAUGAGAGACAGUGGGACGGAAAUCUUUGAUGGAAAAAAUACAUGUUAUGUCUUUUUUAUUCUUUUUUUUUACUACUUUUCUCUGGUUUGAUGUGUUUUUUAAACUGUUUUAUCAGAUAUUUGUGUGAAUUGUAAUUUGCUUUGACAGGCUCGUUUAAUUAAACUGAAGCUUUUAUAAACGCAGUUAUUGUGAA
Oryzias melastigma (Indian medaka) is the source of this 3190-nucleotide messenger RNA. RefSeq names its product progestin and adipoQ receptor family member VI (gene paqr6). The record is from RefSeq and is a predicted model, not a curated record. The coding region runs from base 725 to 1975 and encodes 416 amino acids. NCBI's taxonomy places the organism in Eukaryota, Metazoa, Chordata, Actinopteri, Beloniformes, Adrianichthyidae. Gene Ontology annotation, molecular function: signaling receptor activity. The transcript is spliced from 8 exons. Gene Ontology annotation, cellular component: membrane.